Molecule: messenger RNA, 1893 nt
Organism: Cordyceps militaris CM01
Lineage: Eukaryota; Fungi; Ascomycota; Sordariomycetes; Hypocreales; Cordycipitaceae
Exons: 2
Coding region: 1-1893 (630 amino acids)
Source: RefSeq, a predicted model, not a curated record
AUGGCCGCCGUUCAGCCCAAAGAGGCCAUCUCGCUCGCCGACCUGAAUCUGCUGGCGUCGAACCCGCCUGCGUACCCAGAGAAGCCCGACGAAUACAGGCUAGACUCCGUGACGCUCUACAUUGCUCGAGUGCCAGGAAGCAGAGACAUCAUUCUCACCCCGUCCAAGCCCUCGGAGAAGAAUGUUGGCCUUGCCGACGUUGAGAGCGCGCUCUAUAUCGUUCACCUCGUGCUCCCCGGUGAGGAUGAGAAACCGGCCCCGACACCGGUCCAACUCGACGCGACAGCCAUCACGCCCAACAGGAGCGCUCCCGCAAUACCUAUUCGCCGCAAGCCCUUGCCCAAAGACGCACGCCCGCUGACGCCAGACAGCGCGUCCAGCUCCAAGGUCAAUCUGGUCGACCCAGUGCCUGUGCCCGUGCCUGUGCCCGUGCCUGUGCCGGCGGCGGCUGUUCCCGUGUCUGUUCCUGUGCCCGUACCUGCGCCCGUAGAGGUACCCGUGCCCAACGGUCGCCAACGGGGCGCCUCUUUGACAUCGCAAGACAGCUUUCGCCCAGCUCUGUCUUCAUCUCUGGCGACCGAUUCCUACAGUCCCACGUCCGGUACCGACGAGCCUAGCCAUCCCCCCCCACGAAUCCCCACGGGCAUGCAAGCGCCGCCGGUGCGCAAGCCUGUUGGGCCGAGAGCCAUGGGUCCCUCCAUGGCCCUCCCCGACAGCUUCCCGCCGCCGCUAGCGAGAAGCCGCCGCUUCAGGUCGCAUAGUGACGCCAGCGCCUUCAACGAUGUGCGUGACCCGCUUCACAGCUACGCCCGCCGGUCACCAUCGCCCCGAAAGAACAGUGCUGCGUCGACGCCCCCCGGCGAACCCUUUACUCUCAGGUUGGUUCGGAGGCAGCCCGGCUCGGGUCUUCAGUGGAACGCGGCCGAAAUCACCUCGCGGCAGCUUGAUCCUCCGGUUCAGGACGAGGAGCAGAGUCUGGGCCUGUUCAAGACAAGCAGCCCCCCCGACGUCGUGUCAACGAGCAGCCCACCCAUCAACAUCGAUAUCGAACACCAGGGAUACGUCAAGUUCCGACCCUUGGCACGACGACGCAGUAUCGAGGCAGAAAUGAAAGCGCGCGCAGCGAGCGCUGCCGCCCGUGGACUUAAGCUGCCCGAAAUGAUGUCCGAGAGGGAGCCCGAGACGGUGCCCGAGACGGUGCCCGAUACGGCGCCCGAUACGGUGUCCGAGACAGUGCCCCAGACGGUACCCGAGACGGCGCCCGAUACGAUGUCCGAUGCGGUGCCCCAGACGGUGCCCAAGAGGAAAGAGAACGAAGUCUUCUCCCGGCAGCUGCAAAUGGGCUACACCAAGAGCCUUAUGUUGAAUAUCAAGGACAAGUUUCAGAAACUUGAGGAACAGAUGAACAAAAAGGGCCAUAACCGGAGCGACAGCGACUCGUCUCAGGACUUGGCCAAGGAGCAGGCCGCAGCCGCCUUGGGGCAACCCGGCCCGGGCAUGAAGCCGCGUGGCUACACAUUCACCAGCCCGUGGGGCGGCAAGUGCGAUUUUCGAACUGGUCUGUCUGGCCGGAGCGUCAGCUGCUAUCACACGCCGUACGACCCCGAAAACGUGUCGUACAACCAGCUACUGGAAGAGCAGGGCGUGAACCUGCCCAGACUGUCGGCCACGGCUCUGAGCGAGCUGCGCUUCGACCUCCCCAGCUCCGGCUUUCUCGUCCACGGAGACCAUGACGGCAUAAGUGUCGGCGCAGAGCGGGCGGGUGGCGGCAAUCGUGGCAACAGGGCCAAGCUCGGGAAGCUCAUUAUUCAUCACGAGGGCCUCAAGAUGAUUGAUUUGCUCGUUGCGGCCAAUGUUGGUGUAUGGUGGGGAGCGUGGGAACGGAGCUUUUGA